AUGCAAAGGUUGCGCAGGGAAUGCCCCGAGGUAUACAUACCAGCCCCAGUCGUUCCAUAUCCCAACACUAACGUGAUUCCCAGAGGAGCAAUUUGCCUCGGUUGCAACGGCUGCGGCUUCAACAUCUUUGUCUGUGCACACUGCAACCCUGCAGCUGCAGCUGCCGCAGCUAGAGCAACGGCGAACCUCACAGCUGCAUCUGCAGAAACACCCGGGUCUUCGGCGCCGUCAUCCCCGGGCUCACUAAGUCGCAGCUCGUCUACUUCGCAUCCUUCACAUUCCGAUCCAAGAGUGGCUCGUUUGUAUGCAAAAUUUGGGGAUGGUCGGGACAGCACGAGCUGUGGGCAGAUCGAUAGCAGCAUGAAUAAACCGAGAAACCCGUGA
Messenger RNA from Penicillium digitatum Pd1, 384 nucleotides. The record is from RefSeq and is a predicted model, not a curated record. Lineage: Eukaryota; Fungi; Ascomycota; Eurotiomycetes; Eurotiales; Aspergillaceae.